Molecule: messenger RNA, 4112 nt
Organism: Spodoptera frugiperda (fall armyworm)
Lineage: Eukaryota; Metazoa; Arthropoda; Insecta; Lepidoptera; Noctuidae
Gene: mle
Product: dosage compensation regulator
Exons: 23
Coding region: 139-4035 (1298 amino acids)
Biological process (GO): regulation of mRNA processing; positive regulation of transcription by RNA polymerase II
Cellular component (GO): ribonucleoprotein complex; nucleolus; intracellular anatomical structure
Molecular function (GO): double-stranded RNA binding; ATP binding; 3'-5' DNA helicase activity
Source: RefSeq, a predicted model, not a curated record
UCAAUGUCAAUAUAAACGCGAAGCUCGCGGUGUUUUCUGGUGCGCGAUUUAUUGAGCGGAAUAUUUGCAAUAACAAAAUAUUCCACUGUGUGUUAUUAAUUGUGUAAAUUCGAGGCAUUUAGCCUAAACCGGUGCAAGAUGAUGGACGCUAAGUCAUUCCUUUACUCUUGGUGUGCGAAGAAGGGAUUUACGCCGGUUUACGAUAUCCGGGCCACUGGCCCAAAACAUCGUCAACGCUUCCUAUGUGAAGUUCGUGUGGGUACUAUCACGUAUGUCGGGGCGGGAAACUCGACAACGAAGAAAGAUGCCCAAAUGAACGCAUCGAAAGACUUCGUUAGUUACCUGAUAAGGUCUGGAGAGGUAGAUGCCAAUGAGAUACCGGAGGAGACGAGGGCCGCUGUAAAGAUUGAAGAAGAUAACAAAGCAGGUGCAAGCAAUAAACAGCAGCAGCAACAUCAACAACCGAAGCCUGUGUUCCAGGAGGGUAUGGGUCCUGAAAUGAUGGGUGAAGCCUACCAAGCUUACAGUGGCCAGAAUCACGGUUCAAACUUUACGUACAUAGACCGCAUGCAACAACAAAAGAACGUCGAAGAGGCUGAGGAGAUGGACAUUAAUGCAAGCCUCCAUGGAAACUGGACAAUGGAAAACGCUAAGUCCAAACUACAUCAAUUUCUGCAAAUCAAUAAAAUUAAUACGGACUACAUGUAUAAAGCUGUUGGGCCUGAUCAUACCAGGAGUUUUUCAUGUGAGAUGUCUAUAUUCGUCCGCCAACUCGGUCGCAACGUGACCGGCCGUGAGACCGCAUCGAACAAGCAGACCGCUAGCAAAUCCUGCGCGCUGUCCAUAGUCAGGCAGCUGUACCAUCUCGGUGUGAUUGAGGCCUUCAGCGGGACUUUGAAGAAGGACAGGUCAUCGGAAGGUAUUAUGAAACCGUAUCCUGUGGCUCUCAGUCCGGAUUUGGAGAAGCAACUAGAGGAAACAUUAAAAGAUUUAGAGAUCGAGCCAGUAAAGAUAGACCCGAAGCUGACGUACACGAGCGAGGAGGGCGGCGCGGGCGGCCUGACGCUGCUGCAGUUGGACCGCGUGAAGGCCAUGCGGGAGGCGCGCCAGUUCCCAGCAGGGGUGGUCUCCUGGUCCCCGCCACAGGCCAACUGGAACGCCUGGACUGGAUGUAAUAUUGAUGAAGGCCCACUGGCCAGCACCAGCUUGGAGGAGAUCAGUUCUGACCUCGAGAAACAUCACAGGGACAUGUGUCAGAAUAGCACUCUGUACCAGGAGAGCCUCCGCGAAAGGGAACAACUGCCAGUAUACGCGAUGAGGACUCAGAUUAUGGAGGCUAUCAAUGAGAAUCCAGUAAUCAUUAUCAGAGGCAACACUGGAUGCGGUAAAACUACCCAGGUAUGUCAAUUCAUCCUGGACGACUACAUAGCGAGCGGGCAGGGCGCGUGGGCCAACGUAUGCGUGACCCAGCCGCGACGUAUCUCUGCCAUCAGCGUCGCCGAGCGAGUCGCGUCCGAGCGCUGCGAGGAUCUUGCUAAUAGUGUCGGUUACUCAGUGCGUUUCGAGUCGAUGCUGCCCCGUCCGUACGGGUCCAUAAUGUUCUGUACGGUGGGAGUGUUGCUGAGGAAGUUGGAGGGAGGCCUGCGGGGAGUCAGCCAUGUACUUGUGGAUGAGGUACACGAACGCGACGCAGACACGGACUUCGCUCUAAUCUUACUCCGUGACAUGGCGCACACAUACCCAGACCUGCGCAUUAUUCUCAUGUCUGCCACCGUCGAUACUACGCUGUUUACAUCGUACUUCGGAAACUGUCCUGUUAUUGAGGUACCCGGGCGCACGUUCCCAGUGAAGCAAUACUUCCUGGAGGACUGCAUCGAGCUGACCAAGUUCGUGCCGCCGCCCGACAUGCGCAAACGCAAGCACUCGGGCAAGAAGGUCGACGGCCGUGGCGAGGAAGAGGAGGAUGAUGAAGCUAAUGAGGAUCAGGAGGAGGACUUGAACAAGAACUGCCAGCUGGCCUCCACGUACCUGCCCAGCACCAGCCAGACCAUGUCCCGGCUGUCUGAGAAAGAUCUAAGCUUCGAGCUAAUAGAAUGCAUACUACAACACAUUCGCGACCUCAAAGGCGACGGAGCGGUCCUAAUCUUCUUGCCAGGUUGGAACUUGAUCUUCGCGUUGGCCAAACAUUUGUCGCAACACAAGCUGUUUGGCGACACAUCCCAGUACGUGAUACUGCCACUGCACAGUCAGAUACCGAGGGAAGAUCAGAAGAAAGUCUUUGUUACACCUCCACCUGGGUUGACUAAGGUGAUCCUAUCAACGAACAUAGCGGAGACGUCGAUCACGAUCAACGACGUGGUGUACGUGAUCGACUCGUGCAAGGCGAAGGUGAAGCUGUUCACGUCGCACAACAACAUGACGUCCUACGCCACCGUCUGGGCCAGCAAGACUAAUCUCGAACAGCGCAAAGGUCGUGCCGGGCGUGUCCGUCCGGGAGUAUGCUUCACGCUAUGUUCCCGCGCGCGGUUCGAGCGACUCGAGGAACAUCAAACCGCUGAGAUGUUCCGCACGCCACUACAUGAACUCGCACUUAGCAUCAAACUCCUUCGCCUAGGCUCCAUCGGCCACUUCCUGUCGAAGGCCCCAGAACCCCCGCCGCUGGACGCGGUCAUUGAGGCAGAGGCACUGCUUCGUGAGCUCGGCUGUCUCGACGGGGAAGACAACCUCACACCGCUCGGAACUAUACUCGCUAAGCUGCCUAUAGAGCCCCGUCUCGGCAAGAUGAUGGUGCUGGGCUUCGUGCUGGGCGUGGGGGACGCGCUGACCACCAUGGCGGCCAACUCCACCACCUUCCCCGAGAUAUUCGUCGUCGAGGGACGCCGGCGACUCUCCAACCAUCAGCGGGCGUUGGCCGGAGACAGGGCCUCCGAUCAUGUGGCUAUGCUUAAUGCUUUCCAGAUGUGGGAAAGAGAGCACGCUAAAGGCGAGGAGGCCGAGAUAAAAUGGUGCGAGUGGAAAGGACUGCAGCAAACCACCAUGAGGGUCACCUCCGAAGCCAAGUACCAGCUUACUAACAUCCUGACCACCACAGUGGGUUUCCCUGAAGAGUGCUGCAUCCCCCAGCGCUGGGACCCCACGGGGUCGGACCCCACACUGGACCUCGUCAUCGCACUCAUGUGUAUGGGGCUCUAUCCUAACGUCUGUCUGCAUCAAGGGAAGAGAAAGGUACUAACAACAGAAGGCAAGCCAGCCCUGAUCCACAAAACAUCAGUGAACUGCAGCAACCAGGAGCAAAGGUUCCCGUCCCCUCUGUUCGUGUUCGGCGAGAAAGUCAGGACCCGCGCCAUCUCCUGCAAACAGACCACUAUGGUCGCGCCACUACAUCUACUGCUGUUCGCUAGUAGGAAGGUUGAAUGGAUCGACAACGUGGUUCGCCUAGACAACUGGUUGAACUUCGAGAUGAACCCUCGCUCCGCCGCGCUGGUCACGGCUCUGCGCCCCGCUGUAGAGAAACUAGUCGAGAGGGCUGCUUCGGAACCUGACGCGGCUUUGCAGUUCACACCACUUGAGCAAAAGGUCAUCGACUGCAUAAAGUCACUUUGCGUCAUCGAAGCAGGUGACUUCAGGAUCCAACGCGAUAUGGGUGCAAUGGCGUUCAGACCAGACCCCGUCGUCAAGAGAGGAGGCAACAGAGGCUGGGGGACUAACGGACCUCGAGGCGGAGGAGGAUUUGGCGGAGGAUUCGGUGGAAACAGAGGAUUCGGGGGAAAUAGAGGAAACUUUGGUGGGAACAGAGGAUUUGGAGGAAAUCGAGGGUUUUACGGCGGCAACCAAUUCGGAUUCGACGGUAAUCAAGGCGGAUUCGGCGGUGGAAACUUCGGAGGUGGCAACUUUGGGGGCGGUAACUUCGGAGGUUUCCCAGGAAAUCAGGGAGGAUUCGGUGGCAAUGACAAUGGUUUUGGUUACGGCGGCUUCGGCAACCGAGGAGGUUUCAACCGUGGGGGCUUCAGAGGCCGAGGCAGAGGCAACUGGUGAUCAUUCCAUUACUAGAUGUAAUUAGUCAACUUUGUGAUUUAUGAUGAUAAGUAAUAAAGAUGAAAAGUUUAAUUUUA